This is a messenger RNA of Momordica charantia (bitter melon), 1467 nucleotides long. RefSeq names its product IRK-interacting protein. NCBI's taxonomy places the organism in Eukaryota, Viridiplantae, Streptophyta, Magnoliopsida, Cucurbitales, Cucurbitaceae. The record is from RefSeq and is a predicted model, not a curated record.
UGCUCAGACUGGAAAAAAAAAAGCAAAAAUUAAGAAACUAAAAUUAAAAAAAAAUGAAAAAUAUCACUCCUUCUUCUCCCUCUCCUCUCCACCAUUACCACUCUCCCCAUUUCUUCCCUAUCAUUCAGGACAGUGAGAGAACAGAGGAAGAAGAUGAGUUCACUAACCGUACGGACGCCGGAGCGAAGCACCACCCGACGCCGCUCCACCACCAUUCGCACGGCGGCGACGGAGUUCUUCCCAAACGCUGCAGCAAGAAACGCCCGGAGUCGGCCGGCUAUGUCCGCGGCGGCGGAGGAGCGGUCUCCUGCAGCAAGUGCCGACCACACGCUCGAGAAAAAUUCUCCGUUGUUCCGUUGGACAACAAUGGCGUCGCCAAGCAAUCUUUCUCCAUGGCGAGCCCUAACGGAAUUUUCAAGUCGAUUGUGUCGUCGCUGACGCGGAGAAGCCCUAAAUCGAUGAACGAAGCGGUGGAUUGGGCGGCGAGAGAAGAGCAUUGGAAGAUAGCAUUGGGGGAAAUUUCACACAAAUUGAUUCAGGCGACGAGGAAGAGAGAUGAAGCGGUUCUCGAAGCUUCGAGGCUGAAAUAUUCCAUGGCGGAAUUGGAGAACAAACUCAAUAAACUCGAAAUUUACUGCCAUACCUUGAAAUCUGGACUCGACGAAUGCGCUGCAAAUCCGCGGAAAUCGAAACCAGAAGUUCUAAUCAGCGAUUCCGUUUCGGACAAAAUAAUCGAGAAUUUCUUGGCUUCGGUUUCCGAAUCUCGAUCGUCAGUUCGGCAAUUAAGCCGGUCACUGACGAUGCAACUCCGUCACAUGGGAGGCAAAAUCCACGAGAGGCUCCAAUUUCUCCUCCAACCUAACGAAAUCAAAAUCCCCCAAUCCAAAAACCCUAGAAUCUCACUCGCCUUCCACCUCGAGGCGCUGCUUAACAGAGCAUUCUUCGAGGACUUCGAAUCGAUAGGGUUUCAGAAGAACUCACCGAAUCAGAUCCUGAACCCUUCGGAUCGGACCGAAUCGAACAUCGCGGCGUUCGGUCUCCUCCACCGCCUGACCUGGGAGGAGGUUCUGAGCAAAGGAACGAGGCAUUUCAGCGAGGAGUUCAGCAGAUUCUGCGAUCGGAAAAUGAGCGACAUCGUAGCAAUGCUGGAGUGGAACAGAGCCUGGCCGGAGCCGCUGCUGCAGGCGUUCUUCGCGGCGGCGAAGAGCGUGUGGCUGGUUCAUCUUCUCGCCACCGCCGUCCACCCGAGCUUGCCGAUCUUCAGAGUGGAUUCCGGAGCGAGGUUCGACGGCGUUUACAUGGAGGACAUCGCCGGCGACGAAACAGCUCCGGCGACGGUGAGAAUCAUGGUAUCGCCGGGAUUUUAUGUGUUUGAUAAUUUGAUAAAGUGUAAGGUUCUGUGUAGGUACCACCACCAAUCAUAAUAAUUAAUUCAUGUUUUAAUAUGAAAUUAUUUUUUUACUUAAA